GUGGAGGUAAGGUUGCCACCUCAAUUCCGCUGUGUUAUGUUGAAGAGUUUGGCAGUGGCGUUAACAUUACAGAGUGAUUCAGUGUGAAAGUGCAGAAGGAGUGUCGGGCUUGUGGGAGUCACGAGGAUAGACGUAGAAAGAGUAAGUGUGUGUGUGUGUGUGUUAAUAAGAAGAAAAAAACUGUGACUUGUCUUCGUAGAAAAAAAGGGAUAGACGAGGCAGGAAGAGGCAAGAAUGUUUGGACGUAUGGCUUCUCCACGUGUGAUGAGAUGGGGUGUGGCGAUGCUGUUUGUAAUGAGCGUACUGAUCCAAGAAGUGACCUCGGAUCUUGCCAGUAUUCUCAUCCUGAGGAAGUGUUCGUGCAACAAGUACCAAGCCUGGAAUGGAGAAACGUGUGUAGAUAGUAACAACACCUUCGUUCCCGUGUAUAACAAGACUGCUUUGGAUCCAGUAAAGGGUGAAGUGGACCUAGUGAAGUUUGGAUUCGGCAUUUUAUCAAGCACGGUACAAAACGUGACAAUCAUGCCGUUGGAGGCGCGGGAUUGCCCUGAGGGUCAUUUCCCUUCCUUACUCAAAGAGAACAUUAUGCUUUUACCAGAUGGACGCUUACUAUGGUUGAGUACCAUGAGUAUAUUCACUAUUGAUGUCUUCUGUAAUGAAUUUUUCUGGAUGAAUGAUCAAGAUGUAUAUUUUGAAGUGUUUGCUUGCCUACCUCCUCCGGCGGUACCUCACUGCUGCCCUGCUAACCAUCUUCUGCACCAGAACGGAUCCUGCUACCCUUAUCAGGCUCUCCAUCCUCCACCACUCCAGAUGGGAACCGAUUUGGUGGACUGGGAUGAUGUGGAAAGCGAUCCAGUGUCACUCAGGUGUGGUCAACAUGAGUUCCUUCACCAGAUAAAGCUCGGCAUAGGUACCACUGAUGGUUGGCUGAUGGACACGCAGCCCAUCGCCGCCUUAGAAUGGUCACCGAACUUCUGGGUGGCCUUCUCUCCCUGGAGAAACUAUUUCUGCGUAGCACCGCAACAGACAGAGACUGGAGAACUACAGUACGUGGCACAAAUCUGUUUCAAAGACCAUGACCGUUACUACAAACACCACUGCAAUGCCAGCGCGUGUGUAAGAAAAUGCUGUCACGAGGAUCAAGUGUUAGUUGGCAACAUUUGUCAAUGGGUUGAUGAUCCUAACCUGCUUUGGCGGCCAGAGCAAAUCCCUGGGCAAGAGAUCAAUGAACAAUGGAAGCUCGUGGCUGGUGAGCCAGGCUGUGCAUUCUAUUUUCACGAAGGGGACAUACACCUCCUCCCCAAUGGCUCCCUCUACUUCAAUUCCAAGACAGUCCCACCCUCCAUGUAUUGCGUGGACAACCGCAUUGGGGCUACUGGGGAACCUGUGAAAUUGGCUAUGAUCUGCUUCCCCCCUAAGGAAUAUACAUGUUUCUGGCGGGACAUUUUGAUCAAGGUAGUCGUGGGUUUGUCCUUUGUGUUCUCAUUGGCUACCUUGGUGGUUUAUCUGAGUGUGGCUGAGCUGAGGGACCACACCUAUGGCCGCUGCCUCAUCUCCAUGGUGGCUGCAAUGCUCACUGCUUACAUCUUGCUUCUGUGCGGCCCAGAGAGUGCUCACACUAUGGCGGGUUGCUAUGCUAUGGCAUAUGGGAAACACCUGACUGUUUUGGCUGUGUUCUUCUGGUUGAAUGUCAUGUGCUUUGACAUGUGGAAGAUCCUGAGAGGUUCCACAGUGCAGCAUCACAGCAGGAGGGUGUUUCUGUGCUACUCUGUGUAUGCCUGGGGCUGCCCCCUUGUGGUGAGCACUAUCACUUUGGUCCUCGAUCUUGUGGCACCCGAGAACAUCAUCCUGCCUGCUUAUUUUAAUGGGGCAUGUUGGUUCAAUGAUGAUCAAGCAUACUGGGCCUAUUUCUCCAGCUUCAUCCUGAUAAUAGUGGUGAUCAACAUAGGUUUCUUCAUCCAUGUUGCUGUGACACUCUAUCAGAAGAUGAAGCAAAGCACCAAGAACUUUGAAACGAACUUGAGCCGAAAAAACAAGACCACCAAGGCCAAGCACCAGAUGUGGCUGUUCACCAAGCUGUUUGUGGUGAUGGGUGUGAUGUGGAUCACAGACAUCUUCUCAACAGUGAUGCACAGGAGGACUUGCACAUACUGGGUGUUUACAGACGUUAUUAAUGGGCUUCAGGGAGUCUUCAUAUUCAUAGUAGCAGUUUGCAACAAGGAUAAUCUGAAAAAGAUCAAGGAUGCUUGGCAGCCAAGAGUGCAAGUUAUUCGCAAGACAUUCUCCUCGAAGCAGGGACAAAGUUCUCAGCGCACCCAGCAGUCCCUAAGCAUAGACGACACAGAAGCCUCUAGGAAGACCUCCAUCACAUCCCUUCCUCGCAAGAUCUCUCAAGCCUCCAACAUCUUCUUUCCAAGCUCAGCCAAGAAGUCCGCAAACCUCAAUCCGGCAGACUCUUCCGAACAUGCACAAGGUGGACGGAAAGGCUCUAAUGUGUCCAUCAAAGACGUCAUUCCGCUCUCUUCCAUGCAAGAAUGAGACUGCCAUCUGGCCAGAUCUGCACAGCACUAAGGAGGGAUGAGAAGCAAUAGUAAGCUUUGUUGUUGCUUUAGUGUAGUUUGCCCUCACAUUACUGUUUGUCACCCCCACACAGCAGUAAAGAUGGAGUUUAACAAUAGUAGAUCCUUAGUGUUGCCUUAGUGUAGUUUGCUUUCUGCACAGUAGUGUUGAGAGUGUUCCUGCCUGCCCAAGGGAUUGCAUGUUCACUUGCUCUGUUUUGAUUGAACUCAUUUCAGAAUUAAAAAGAGAACCCACAACAAGCAGUAUAUAAGGUGUUAGUGCAUAAGAUUCUAAAUACUGUAGUACAAAGUCAUGGGAUUGUUUAAUGGUUAGCUCUAUAUUAAUGUAUCAUGAAGCUAAGCAAGGUGUCAGUAAUAGAGUUAAAGUAGAAUUCCUUCACUUGCCUUUAUUUCCCUUUUCAUUUAUUCCAUAAUUUAGCUUAAGUAUGUAAAUAUGAUAUGCUUUGUCUGGGUCACCCCAUGUGUUACUGCAAACCUAGCAUAUAGAUAGAUAGAUAAAAAUGGCCUGUCUUUCAAUGCUUACGUAUUAGAAUUAGAAAGUCAGUGCCUUCCACACUUUUUAUAGAAAUGUAAGCUACAGAAUUUAUGUUAAUUUACUUGAGUUAUCAAAUGAAUAUGCUUGAUCUUAAUUACAGUAUUAUUAUAAUUAUUAAGACAUCAUUAGUUACUAGAACUUCAGUAAUGAUUUGUAUGUGUACUUCACAAAAAAAUAAUUCUCAAAAAAGCAAUCAACUGGAGUAGAGGGAGAAAGAACUGUAUUUAAAUUGAUGUUAGUGCCAAAUAGUAUUAGUAGCUUUAUUAUUGCUCAAAACAAAUGUUAGAGAAGUGCAGGUAGACUCACUUUACUUUUGAUUUUAAAGUUUCUCUAGCCAUUCCAAUCAAAGUUCAAACAAGGCUCAUGGUGUAGCUGGUGUAUUACAUGCAUGCACUUAGUUCUCAGUCCUUUGAGUGCUAAGAACAGUGUGACUUACCUGGAGUUAUCACUGCACACAUCUUAGCAGGAAUAAAAUGACAAGCUCAGGAAGGUUUGAAGACUUCCAGUGCUUCUUUUGUUGUCUGUGGACACUUGGAAUGAUCAUCUAAAGUUGUUAUUUUAUUAUAUAUGGAAAGAAGAAAUAACAUCAAGUUAAUUAAUGUAAUAUGUGUCUUGUAGGAUGUUCUGUUGUGGCUGUUGUGUUUUAUCAUUUCCACCGUUCACAACAAGCAUGUCAUUUAUAGUCUAGCUCUUUUUUAUUUGUUCAGUUUUUUCACCAUCAAGUCUCAUAAUGUUAUGGUAUGUUCAUGUGAUGUCACGAUCUAUUUAGAUAAGCUUGAUGGAUGCACAGUGCUCAAAAAGAAUGGCAUUUGUUAAUGAUAAUAUAUUAUAAGAAUCCAGAAAACGCCUGUCAUUAUAUGUUUUGCUGCUUUUGAAAGAUGUGUUUUCUGAGAAUUACUGCCACAUUUUUCUCACCAAUUAAUUCCUUUGAGAUUUGUCAUCUUUGGAAUUAUAAUUGUUAUGGAAGGAUACUGAGAGUGAGCUUAUGAUAGUGACCCAAAGAUUCACAUAGAUAUGUUAACUAUGUAACAGUUUUUUUUACAUUAAAAAAUCAUAAUGCA
Molecule: messenger RNA, 4175 nt
Organism: Portunus trituberculatus (swimming crab)
Lineage: Eukaryota; Metazoa; Arthropoda; Malacostraca; Decapoda; Portunidae
Exons: 9
Coding region: 235-2538 (767 amino acids)
Biological process (GO): G protein-coupled receptor signaling pathway; cell surface receptor signaling pathway
Cellular component (GO): membrane
Molecular function (GO): G protein-coupled receptor activity
Source: RefSeq, a predicted model, not a curated record